Protopolystoma xenopodis is the source of this 600-nucleotide messenger RNA. Lineage: Eukaryota; Metazoa; Platyhelminthes; Monogenea; Polystomatidea; Polystomatidae. The record is from the annotation of a GenBank genome assembly.
AUGAAUGCUGUUGUCAAGGUGGCUGGUAUGUUGCCCUCUAGCACCUUUUGCAAACGCACACACAAAUGCAAACCCCAGCAUAAAAACACAUACAGACGUGCACACAGGUAUGCAUACAUAAGAUCUCCCCUCUUAUGCCUGCCUCGUCAGAAUGAACUCAAGGCGGUCUUUGGCUUCGAGGAGCGCCAGUACCUAAAGUGGAUUCAGUUUUCCCGGAAAAAAGAUAAUGAGGCACCUAGUUUCAAUGGUUCCCAAGGCAAUAGACCACCUCCGGCCUCAAUUAAAGUGGAUCUCGAUCGCCUCGCUUCGAACCAAACGGAUAGAAAAGAGGAAGUUCUGCCAUCUAUGCAUCCAAAGCCAAAUGGAUUCACGGCACAGUAUAGCAUCAUAGCUACCUCAAAGACUUCGCGACUGCCUCAAUGCGUCAUUGAUGGCUCUGGCCUUGCAACCGUUGCCAAGCGCGCUAUUUCGCUUCCCAGCCCGGGGGCGGCGCUAUGCGAUAAGGUAAUGGUACCGAUCCUUCAUUCGUUAAGGCGACAGAAUGAGCGUGGACAAGAGGGCACAGCAUCGCGGGAAUUCUGCUACAAAAUGGCAUUUUGA